Messenger RNA from Nerophis lumbriciformis (worm pipefish), 1037 nucleotides. RefSeq names its product MOB kinase activator 1A. NCBI's taxonomy places the organism in Eukaryota, Metazoa, Chordata, Actinopteri, Syngnathiformes, Syngnathidae. The record is from RefSeq and is a predicted model, not a curated record.
GACAGGGGGCGACAAUCUGUGCCUUUGAGACGCCACAGACAGCAGACAGAGGAAGAGCUUCAGUAGGCGCAGUUAAGUCGAUGUUAGCUUAGCAGCACAACGAUUUGUUCUUGUGUGAGUGCAGUCAAAUCAAUUAUCAUCGACAAAACGAGAGCCAAGCACUUUAAACGAGGCUCUCUCACCUCUGCUACGCCAAGAUGAGCUUUCUAUUUGGCAGUCGCUCAUCCAAGACUUUUAAGCCUAAGAAGAACAUCCCUGAGGGGUCCCAUCAGUAUGAGCUGCUGAAACAUGCUGAGGCGACACUGGGCAGCGGGAACCUGAGGCAGGCUGUCAUGCUGCCAGAGGGAGAGGAUCUCAAUGAGUGGAUCGCAGUCAACACGGUGGAUUUCUUCAACCAGAUCAACAUGCUAUAUGGCACCAUCACAGAGUUCUGCACAGAGACCAGCUGCUCAGUGAUGUCUGCUGGACCAAGAUAUGAGUACCACUGGGCUGAUGGUACUAACAUUAAAAAGCCUAUCAAGUGCUCUGCCCCCAAGUACAUCGAUUACUUGAUGACCUGGGUCCAAGACCAGCUGGAUGAUGAGACACUUUUUCCAUCAAAGAUCGGAGUUCCUUUUCCCAAGAACUUCAUGUCUGUGGCCAAAACCAUCCUGAAGCGCCUUUUCAGGGUUUACGCCCACAUCUACCAUCAGCAUUUUGACUCAGUGAUGCAGCUGCAGGAGGAGGCUCACCUCAACACCUCCUUCAAGCACUUCAUUUUCUUUGUCCAAGAAUUCAACUUGAUUGACCGGCGAGAGCUCGCUCCCCUCCAGGACUUGAUUGAGAAGCUUGGUUCCAAGGACAGAUAGACAUUGCAUCACCCACUUUUUUUUUUUAGUUAUGUUUAUUUUCCCAACACUUCCUUUCUUUUUGUCACUAUCCCCCUUCUUGGCCUCUGCUACCUCUGUGACUUCUUGUCUCAACUCAGUGUGUGCCUUCUUUUCACUCCUCACAGCUCCAUCUGCUGUCUAACUACAGUCUGAAACUUUUUAUCCCUC